AUGUCCCAGAGCGACUCGCCUCCCUCGCGACAGACGACCCCCCUCUCUCGCCGAACUUCAGCAGGAUCGUCCACGAGCGGGACGAGCAGCAACUCGCCGCCGCAGGGCUCACGCGCGGCACCACCGCUCUUCACGAGCCGCACCGGCCCGCAGGGCUCGCCCUCGAGGCGCAGCGCCGUCCCCGUCUCCUCGUCGCCUCUCAGUUCAGGCAGCUCGGCGGCUCGCUCGCGUCGUCGGCAGGACUCGAUUUCGUCCAGCGUCUCCAACACCACCGAUCCCACCUCGUACGAAGAGAGCGGCGAAGAGUGCAUGGGUUCAGAUGGCGGCGACAAGGAGGCGGCGAGUCCGCCGAACGGAGCUCUUGCGCCAGGUUCAGGCGGGAGCGGGCUCGCUCAGGCGCGCAGGACGGGCGGGAGCGCAUCGCUGAGCGUGCAGGACUUGAUGGCAACCGUCCCUGCGGCGUCGUCGGGCGUUUCCUCCUCGGCAUCUUCUGUCUCGAUACCGUCAUCGUCGACUUUCCCCAUCCCUAUCGCUACGUCGAUCCCGCCGUCGUCCGUGCGCCUGAGCACGACACCACUCUUUCCCUCGCCGCUCGCCCAGGCCUCAGCGCCGCACGACGAUCACAGCCGCGGCGAAGAUGGCGACAGUGAGGGAGAGGACGAAGAGGAGGAGGACGAUCCGGUUGACUGGGCUGAGAAGAUGCAGCCGGGGCGGCCGUCAUCUCGCGGAGCAGCUGUGUUUGGAGACCUCGAGCUUUCGCCUCCGCCCGGCAGCAUCGAUCUGCCAGAGUCGAGUCCAGUUGCAUCCACGUCGAGCGAAGCUACUCCUCGACCAGCAGUGCGAAGUCGUCACCGACAGAUGGGCGGCGACACCCGCGACAGCAGCCCCGAAGUCGACUCGUCCCGCUCUGCUCGCUCGCCGCGCGUGCGGUCCGUCGGUAGGGCGAGCGGUCUCUCUGCCGUCCUCAACGCGUCGCCGACCAGCGAAGUCUCGCCAACGAAGCGGAAGUCGCGCGACUCGGGCAGCUUGGCCGGGCUUGGCGUCGAUAUCCGAGGCGCAGGAUCACCUCCAUCACGUAGCGGGUCGAUGUCCGGUAGCUUCGUCUCGUCGGCCUCGCCUCCCUCACCAACAUCGUCUCUCAGCAUCUCGCCCUCAUCGGUUUCUCGCCGCGCGUCUCUCGCCCUCGUCUCAACGCCUCGUCCUUUCCAACCCGGCUCGCCCACGACAAGCCGACUCGCACGUACCUCCGCUGCUCCAAGCGGGUCCAUCAUCUCGGUCCCGUUGCCGUUUCCCGCCGCGCCUCCGCCUUCCGAGUCGAUCAAGCUGCAGAAGGUGCCCGAGUCGGUGCGCAGCGCACUCGAGUUCCGUCAGCCAGCGUCGUUCUCGGGCGAGCCGAUGAGCCUGCCCAACAUCCACGGCUUCGGCCCCUCUACCUCGCCUCCCGACGUCCGCGUCCCGAAAACCCCCCUCGCAACGCGUGCACCCUCACCCGCCUCGUCUCCCUCGUCCCGCUCCUCGCGCAAUUCGCCAAACACGUCUCGCACCCCGUCUCGUCUUCCGUCCCGACAGAGUAGCUCCGAAAAGCUGCAGGGCAUCAGCAUCUCGCCGCCUCCCGAUCGCAGCACAUCCUCGAUGGCUUCUUCCGCCUUUGCGCCUCUCUUCCCUUUCACAACGUCUGCUGCGUCGCCCGCGAUCGGCUCGACGAGGACGCGAGACCGCUCGAGGAGUAUCAGCGUGUCGACCGAACAGGCUGCUCUCGGCACCCCUUGGCCGAGGUCUGCAGUAGAAGGCAAGACCGCGCAGUUUCCAACGAAGGACCUGCCUGUCUCUCCGCCUACGGACCUCCUCACACCGUUCGAGGGGUCGAGGCGGAAGCCUAUGCACACGCCCUCGGCUUCCAUCUCGAGCAUCGGCGGCUUCUCGCCCUCCUCUCGCCUCGCCACACACCGCACGUCGAUUGCACCUGCAGGUGUCGGCGUCGGGAACGACAGCACGGACGAGUACGCCCAGAUCAUCCUUUCGACCCGCAACGCCAAGGUGCGGAAGUGGAAAACGUCAGGUACUUCGGUCUCGACGCUCGAGGCGGGGACUGUCGGAGCGGGCAAGACGUGGACGAACCUGGGCGAGACAAGCGAGGAGGCUGUCGAGUCGACUGCGGACGGCCAGGCUGUUGCGAAAUACGAGGUGCAGCCCGAGACGAAGGAGAUCGAGUGGGUCGAUUGGCUGGACGAGUACAGGAAGAUGAAGGAGGCGAAGCUGAAGGCUGAUGAGGCGGGAGAAGGGGACAGUGACGAGGAGGCGAUCGAGGAGGACGAGCGAGGGGAAAAGGCGGAAGAGGCUGGAGAUGCGCGAGCUGCGGCGCAGAAGGGCAAGGCGGUGCAGACGAGGGUCACGACGCCGAGCCCGCCUCGACGGGAGGAUUACAAGCCAGCGGAGCCAGCUCUCACUGCCGCUCAGAAGGGCAAGGCGAAGGCGACGACAACCGAUUUCAACUCGUUCGAGGCGGCUACGACACCAAAGUCGUCGGUCGUCACGACCGGCUUCCUCACGCCAAGCGUCCCGCUGAGCCAGCAGAGCUACUUCCCGCUCGCGGCUCAUGUCGGCGGCGCGAGUUCCGCCGGCGCCUCGUUCCAGCCCAUCACGACGGCUACGCCGAUGACGAUUGCCGACCCGUUCGAUUUUGCCCCGCUGCGCAAGACCGUCUCGACAGCCGGCAGCACCGCGUCGGGUUUGGGAAGCUCGCCAGGCGGGAAGCGACGGCGGAACUUUGCCAAGCUCGGCAACAAGAUAGACGCCUGGUGGAGCGCUGUCAGGACGAGCUUUGCGACGACGCCGGACGAGCGAACACGACAUCGCCGUACCUCGACAGACCAUCCCGCAUUGUCGAAGAUGUCGACAAUCGAGCCCAUGGCGUCGCGUACAUCGUCGCAGUUCACGCGACCGAGCUCUCCACCCGGCUCCGCCAGGCUUCGGAAUGUCGCUUCAGCCCAAGAUCUCUCGCGCUCGUUCGCACCGCAGAUUCCGCCGCACAUGACGAACCCGUUUCACGACCGCGUUCCUGCUGGCGCACUCGCUCCCGGCGCCCGCAUCGACUCGUCCCGCCGCAACAAGUCGCCUGGCUCGGUCCGGUCAGGGGAAGAGAGCGACAGCAACGCGACCUCCCGUACUCGCCGCAACCCGCACCUCUCGCUCAACCUCGGACCCUCCUUCAAUCAGAUGCUGCCGCCACGCGUCUCGCCGAGGAGCUCGCCAUCUCCCCACUCGACACCUGGCGAGCGUCCUUCCUCUACCGACAGGCAGCAGCCGGCGGGUUCGUCGACGACGGCACAGCCGGCAGCUGCAACGCCUACGUCGCCGCCAGACGAGCCGAGCCUGACGCCUGGUCACUCGCCCAUGUGGGAUCGUACCCCAGGACUCGUGCCGAUCUCGUCUCAUUUCCCGUUACGCGAGCGCAAGGUCUCGACAGCCACGACGUCCCGCCCAAAAGUCUUGAAGGACGGCAAGGGGUCCUCGUCUUUCUCCAUGCAAACGGUGCAGCAGCAGAUCCGGCAGCGCCUCUCGAGCGCGAAGGAGAACUGCGACAAGGAGCUUCGGCGCAUCAUCGCCGGCAUCACCAACUACGUCGAAACCGACCUGCACAAGGAUGUCGGUACGCCUCUGCCGCCGGCUCCCGCCGACGUCGGUGCACGCUUCGGCCAGCUCGUGUCGGAAGAGGGCGGUAGCGGGCGAGGCUACGGGUCGCCGGCAGAGUUUGAGGACUCGGGAAGCGAGGCGGUGAUGGACGUCGACGAUGAACCGGUCGAAGAGCUCGCCUACACCGACUCCGACGGCGCAGGGACCUGCAUCCCGCCUUCGCGACUUAAGACGCCGCACAUCUCGACCGACACUCCGACGAACGACGGCCGCCGGCGCUCGCUCGUCCCACGCACGCGGUCCAAGUCGCCACGUCGCGCUUCCCUCGCCGCCCGCCAACGUCGUCUGACGAGCGUUCCGUGGGACGCGAGCUCGCUUGGCGAGCGCAAGACUCGCUCCGCAUCUGGCUCGAACGCCUCGUCGCGCUCGAACUCGCAGUCGCGAUCCCAUUCGCCCAUGCCACCGGGUCGUCGUCACGUCAGCGGUUCUCGAUCCCCUGGUCACUCGAGUCUCGGCCACCAGCCGUCCAGCCACACCAACCUCGCCGAGUCGGCCUUCAUCGUGCUUCUCCAGGAAAUCAUCACCGUCGCGACCGAGAUUCUCGACACUCCCAUCGCCAAGCUCACCUCCAAGCCCGGCUCGUGCGCCGAGUACAUCGCGCGCGUGCAGCAGAUCGGCGAAGCCUGGAACGACAACCCCGAGCUGCCCUGCCGGGGAUGGUACGUUCAGCUGCUGCUGGCCGUCGCAGGCCUGAGUCGCGUGGUCGAGUGGUGGGAGGCGGAGAAGGGCUUCUGGUCCUUCGAGGACGGCGCCGACGACAACGGCGAACCGAUCUUGUUCGUCGCAAAGCCAACGGUCGAGGACUCGCCAGAGGUGCGAGCCCGAGGCGAGAGCCUGUCGUCCGUCCGCACCUCGUCGCUGCAGUCUCCACAGCCGAAGUGGUCUCCUCUCGGCAUCGAUUUGGGCGACCGGGCAGAUGCGAUGAGCGAGGCGGGUGGGAGGACAAGGGAGGUCUCGACAGCCGUAGGCGAGGACGACUCGCAGCAGCGCGUCGAAGACUUGCACGAGGCGGUCGAGACGAUCCGCUCGCAGACUCUGCUCAUGGAGCUCAGUCUCGACGGCCAGCUCUUCCAGUACCUCAGUUCCGCCUGGCAGGAUCUCGUCGGCAUCGAGCCGGAAGAAUGUCUCGACACGCCCAUCUCCGACUUCCUCUACCCCGACGACGCCGCCGUCUUUGCGGAGGCGACCCGCCAACUCGAGGCCGACGACUCGCACACCGUCGAGGUCAGCUUCCGGUUGCGAGUUGCCUCCGCGUCGCAGACAUCUCAAGACGACUCUCCGCCUGAAGACCUCUUCGAGGCUAUGGAAGGGAAGGGCAUGCUCAUGCUCGAUGGCUUGACCGGCAGCCCCUCGCACACCAUGUGGGUUGUCCGGCCAGCGCCGUACUCCGAGGCCGUCGACCAGUCGAACCAAUCACUCGGCCGCUACGGGCUCGACGGCGUUCAGUGGCGAUCGACAAGCGAUCCGUCAUUCUUCCUCUCGCCGGGUCGUCUCAAUCUCGAGCCGAUUCUGUGCCGCAUCUGCGAACGUCCGACUCCGGCCUGGUUCUUCGAGAAGCAUAACGAGACGUGCAACGAGGUCCACCGACUCGAAGGCGACAUCUCUGAGUGCAACGACCGGCUCAAGGAGCUCCUCCGCACGGUCGACGAGCUCGUCGCCCACCUCGACCAUCGCCGCGAGCAAGGCGCAGGCGACUCGAGCGAGGACGGCGACGGCGAGGAUGACGAUGCAGUCGAGUACCGAGGGAUUCCCCUGACGCUGUCGCCUGCUGCCACGCCGCCGACUUACCUGGAAGGCCUGCGUCCGCCGCUCGAUGCGAGACACAGCCCCAGUCCGUCUCAGCAGGUCAGGCGGUCGCAGCAACGCGUCUUCGAGCACGUCCGCGAGAUCACCCAGAUCGCCUUGUCCAUCUCGACGCCAUCCGUCUCUGACGAGACUGGCGAGAUUCCGAUCCAGGAGCAGCGCUUGCUCAGCCCGAAUUCCGAGAACAAUCUGGCCGCCGUCAUGCGCUGGCAAAGACCGUCGACGGAAGAGGCGGCGUUGACCCGCCUUGUGUCGGACACGGAGGAGCAAAUUCGCUUCAAGCUGAACAGCGUCAACCGCCUGCGCAACACGAUCUUGUACGCCGAGAAGGUUCGCCAGGAGUGGGAGAUCAAGGCCCGUGAGGCCAUCGAGGCGUUGCAUGCGGCGGGAACCACGCAGACCCGCCAGCCAUCGCCGCUUCCCUUCGACUCGCCUCAGCUUCAGCCCUUGCAGUUCGACGACGACUCACCUCGCCACCUCGAUGCUCUCGACCUGCACCGCCCGUCGCAGAACCUGCGCCGACAAGGCUCGCAGCCCCUCAGCCUGCUCUCGCCCAACCUAGUUCCAGACGACGGAUCCGGCCUCUCGUCCAGCCCGAGCGCCAACCUCGCCUUGUCCCCUCGCAUCCCUGCCGUUGUCCCGUCGUCGCGGACGAAGCCCUCCUCGAUCAAGGACUUCAAGGUCAUCAAGCCGAUCUCGAAGGGAGCGUUCGGAUCCGUCUACCUCGCCAAGAAGAUCACGACGGGCGACUACUACGCGAUCAAGGUGCUCAAGAAGUCGGACAUGGUGGCAAAGAAUCAAGUUACGAACGUCAAGGCGGAGCGGAUGAUCCUCAUGACGCAGACCGACUCGGAAUUCGUCGUCAAGCUCUACUACACCUUCCAAUCGAAGGACUACCUCUACCUCGUCAUGGAGUACCUCAACGGCGGCGACUGCGCCGCUCUCGUCAAGAACCUCGGCGGCCUGCCAGAGGACUGGGCGAAGCGCUACGUCGCCGAAGUCGUCGUCGGGCUCGACCACCUUCACUCGUCGGGCAUCAUUCACCGCGACCUCAAGCCCGACAACCUCCUCAUCGACUCGAAGGGCCACCUCAAGCUGACGGACUUUGGUCUGAGCCGCAUCGGUCUCUUGGGCCGCCAAACCCAGCUGCCGAGCGCGCGGGACCGCCGUCCGCCCAUCUACGGCCGCUCGAGCUCGGGCGCUCUCUCCAAUGCGUCGUCACCGCUGCAGACGCCCGCUCUCGCCGCACAAUCCCCGGCCGGUUACUUCGGCAAUGUUCCCAUCACUGACAGCUUCUCGCUCGACACUCCGUCCGAGUCGAGCGGUUCGAGCCUCCCACCAUCAUCCCAUGCCCGCGCCGUUUCCGCCCGAAGCCCUCAAGUAUCGGCAUCGCGUCCUGUCGGCGUCGUCGGUCCACCUGGAGCCGCCGCAGAGACGCCCAACAAGCACUUCGUCGGCACGCCCGACUACCUCGCCCCGGAGAGCAUUCUCGGCGUCGGCAUGGACGCUUGCGUCGACUGGUGGGCCCUCGGAGUUAUCUGUUACGAGUUCCUCUACGGCUUUCCGCCCUUCCACGACGAGACGCCCGAGAAGGUUUUCGAGAACAUCUUGUCGCGCCGCUUUGAGUGGCACGAGGACGCCAUCGAAAUCUCGCCAGCGGCGCGCGACUUCAUCGACAAGCUGCUGGCGCCGGACCCGGCUCGACGUCUCGGCACGAAGGGUGCUGCAGAAGUCAAGGCGCACCCGUUCCUCGCCGACAUCGACUGGGACAACCUGCUCAAGCAGCCUGUCGACUUCGUCCCCAAGGUGACGGAUCCCGAGUCGACCGACUACUUCGACCCUCGGGGCGCGACGGAGCAAGAGUUCAAGGAAGAGGACGGAGCCGAAGACCCCGCGGUCGCAAACGACCCAGCCGUCGCGCAGAUGCAGCAAGAACCUCCGACGCCUUUCAGGCCGCCCAACUUCGGAGACGCUGCUCGAACUCCACGGGAGCGAGCUGGCACUGCGCCCGUCCGCCGCGAGACGGACGACUUCGGCACGUUCAACUUCCGCAACCUGACGGUCCUCAAGCAGGCCAACGACGACGUUAUCCGCAAGCUCAAGGACGAGCAGCUCCUGCCGCCCUCCUCAGGACUGCCCUUGUCUUCGCUCAAGACCUCGGCACGCAGUCGCGGCGGCAGCAUCGACAUUCGCGCAGGCGGGUUCGCCCCAUCGUCACCCUCAUCCGCGUCCAUCAGCUCCAGCAACUCGGGUCUGCUGCGGGGUCAGCCUUCUUCCUCCCCCUUCGGCGGCCCAACACGCUCGCGCGAGCCCUCAGAGUCGGCAGACAUCAAGAUGUCGGUCUCCGUUUCGCCAGGGACGGAGCGCUUCCGCGCACGACAACCGAGCUUCGGCUCCACCGGCGGCCGUCCAGGCGGGCUGCACCAACGACGGAACUCGCUUCCCUCGAGGUUCCGCAAGGUGUCAGUCUCCGAGCCAACGUUUGAGCCUGAACAUCCCGCUCUUCCGCAAGAUUGGGCAACCGGGUCGGGCCGACGAAGGGUGUCGGUCGCUCAGUCACCCGCCCCGUCAACCCUGUCGUCUCCGUUAUCCGCCAUCGAGCCUCUGCCGCCCCUCAGCAUCCCCGAGCCGCAGUAUGAGGACGUCGAGUCGCACUCUGCGCCACCCGUGCCAGCACCCAUCGACACGGCCUUGCGCGCCUCGCCCUCUCCCGCCUCGGCCGGCCCCGCUUCAAGCAGGCUCGCCACGAUCGACUGCCUCGUCGCCGGAAGGAACCCUAUCGUCACCAAGGUCCUCGAGACGAUGCUGCAGCGACUCGGAUGCCGCGUUGUUGUCGUGCCAAACGGAGCGGAGGCGAUUCUCGCAGCCGGCGGCAUCCCCUUCGACGUCUUGUUCUUGGACCUCGCGAUGCCGGUCGUCGACGGCGAGAAGGCGGCUCGAAUGAUCAAGAGUACCGUCAACCCGUCAACCAAUGCGCCCAUCGUUGCGGUUUGCUCACAGCCGGCCGCCAUUGACGAUGCCGUCGGGACGCUCUUCGCUGCCACCCUGAGCAAGCCAAUUAUGAAGGCGGACCUCCUCGCAGUUCUCGCCCACCUCGGCUUCAAGGUCGAGGUCAAGCAGAACGAGGAGCGUCGCAGUUCGGACGGCAACGUUUCGGUUGGCUCGUCGACGCGGACGAACGAGGAACGGCGUGGCUCUGCUUGA
This is a messenger RNA of Rhodotorula toruloides NP11, 8700 nucleotides long. RefSeq names its product serine/threonine protein kinase RIM15. Gene Ontology annotation, cellular component: nucleus; cytoplasm. Gene Ontology annotation, molecular function: protein serine/threonine kinase activity; ATP binding. The transcript is spliced from 9 exons. Bases 1 to 8700 code for a protein of 2899 amino acids. Lineage: Eukaryota; Fungi; Basidiomycota; Microbotryomycetes; Sporidiobolales; Sporidiobolaceae. Gene Ontology annotation, biological process: phosphorelay signal transduction system; peptidyl-serine phosphorylation. The record is from RefSeq and is a predicted model, not a curated record.